UCCCCGCGCGCAAUCGCCCAACAAACCCACGCCCCGUCCCCCGCACCAAGCGGGCGGGCGCGACCCCAACUCGAUCGAACCCGUGCGCCGCACGCCGCCGAGCGCCGGGCGUGCCGCGACCCAACACGCGAGGCCCGGAACCGGAAGCCUCUCCACCUCCUCCACCUCCUCGCCGGCCGCAGGUCCCAAUCAUUGCCUCCCCCACCAGCCCACCUCACCCCACCCCACCACCCCCGCACCCCAAGCCAAAGCCAAGCGAAAAAAAGCUUAGCAUAGGAGCCCCGCAAAAGCAACCGAGGGAGCGGCCGGCGGGAUGGCGCGCGGGCUGCGCGGCGUCCGCGACGACCUCUCGGAGCUGGGGCGCCACCUGCUCGACAUCGCCUGCUUCCUGCACCCGCUCCUCAACCCGGCCCACACCGACUCCCCGCCGGCCACGCCCACGGCCGCCGGCGGCGGCGGCGGACGCCGGGCACCCCCGCGCGCCGCGCGCCGCUCCCCGUCGCCGCACCCGCCGUCCCCGUCGCUCCUCGCGGGCAUACUCUCCGACCUCGCCGAGAUCGGCGGCUCCCUCCGCGGCGGCUUCUCCCGCGCCGCGACCCAGCACGACCACCCAGCCGCCGAGUCCCUGCAGGCCGCCGCGUCCCCGCCGGCCUCCCCACCUCCACCUGUCGCUGCCGCCGCCGCGCAGGUCCCCGAUGAUGUGGUGGGAGCAGCGCGCGCCCUCGCCGCGCGCCCCGAGGCGUGGAUCGACUUCCCCGUGCUCGCCCUCGACGAAAAUUCUAUAAUCUCUGAUAUUCAAAGAGAUCAUUUGGAAUCCAUUGAAAAACUUGUUCCAGAUUUAGCAUCUCUUAGGACUAGGCUCAGUCCUUCUUACAUGGAUGAAGAUGUAUUCUGGAAGAUAUACUUUAGGCUGCUUGAGUCGAACAUAAAUGAGCAUAGUUCGGAGGAAGACAACCGGAGUGUGCCAAACUCUAUACAUCACAUCAAUGAGAUAGAGUCAGAUUCUCCGCCUCAUGUGUGUGAGAUAGAAAGUGUUAAAAGCAACCAAGAAGGCUAUCAAUCUUCAGAUGGCCAAGCUUUUCGAAAGACAAGAUCCGAGCGAAGCAUUGACCAAUGGGUAUUCGCAAAGUCAAAAUCCGAGGAAAGCAUGGAUCAGUGGUCCGAAAUACCUUCGGAUGUGGAAUCUUUCAGAGAAGGUAAAAGAUACCUUAGCAGCGAGGAGCUGAGUGACGUUGAUAGUGCCAACGUUGUCGUCAUGGACAAAUACAUGGACUCGCUCCUGUCAGACCGGAGGAACCUACCAUACGCUAGCUCCUCGGUCCGCCGGGAUUCAGUCAGACGAAAACCUGCUUCAUCCACUGACUACAGCCACCGGCCUCCACAGCCAACUCCACCUGCAUCGCUGUCCAAGAAGGAAUCAUGGGACGUCAUCGAGGAUUCGGAGUUUGAUAUACUUGACAGUUAGUAGUGGAGAUCAUUGUGAUCUCGGGGUUGUUCGUCCUGUUUUCUUCCUUGUCAUCCUACACUCCGCCUGGUCUGUAAAUGUUAUGACGUUCAGGUGGUGUCAGUGAUCGUGGGAAAGGAUGUUUACCAAUAUAUCAUAAGUGUGUGCAUAUCUCUCCCUUUGUAUUUUGAAUGCAUCCUCUCAGCUCGCAUGCUGUAAGCUUGUAGCCUGAGAAAAUUGUGAUGAAUCUCAAUCUUUCUGGAA
This is a messenger RNA of Panicum hallii, 1708 nucleotides long. RefSeq lists its product as uncharacterized. Bases 314 to 1465 code for a protein of 383 amino acids. NCBI's taxonomy places the organism in Eukaryota, Viridiplantae, Streptophyta, Magnoliopsida, Poales, Poaceae. The transcript has 3 exons. The record is from RefSeq and is a predicted model, not a curated record.